UGGAUGGCUUCGGGGCCUGAGGAACGGUCAAUAAAUAAAAGAAGCUGAAUGGAUAUUUUAUUUAGAAAAUGCGGAAUUUAUGAUGUUUUUAAUGGACACAUCAAUUACGAAAAUAAAAUUUCAUCUAAAUUUUUUAAAAAUAUUUUUAUUUAAAAUUAAAUUAAAUUUAGAAAAAACUAAGUAUACGAGUUCGAGCGUGGAUGCACGCGUGAAUGAUUAGCCAAAAAAUAAUAAAUAAAUAACAAAAAAGACAAAGUGCGGCAGGGGUAAUUUGAGCUAUGUAUAUAAACACGAAAUGGGUAGAACGUAGGCACAAGCUAGCUAUACAUCUUAAUUAACGAUGUUGCCUGCAGUGUACACUACAGCCUUGGUGACUCUCUUGGUUCUCUCCGCUCCAGUCUCCUACUGCAAUGGGGAGAAGCUGAUGAAACUAGCCAUUUCCUGGCCGACCUCGCUGUGCAAUACCGGCACCAAGUGCAAGAACAGCCCGCCGAACCGGUUCAGCGUCCACGGCCUCUGGCCUCUGUUCAAGGGCACCUGCGGAGACAACAGCGUCGACUGGAACACAUUCCCAGAGGCCACCAAAACCAGGAUGACCACAGACUGGGGCAGCUACAGCACCAAGACGAACCAGCAGUUCUGGGACCACGAGUGGAGCUCCCACGGCAAGUGCUCCGGGCUGUCCGCCAGCGACUUCUUUCUACUGGGACUCAAUCUAUUUGACAAGGUGAAUCUGGGUGCGCGGCUGACCGCGCUGGGAAAGUUUCCCAAUGGCCAGACGGUGACCAAGGAAGAUAAUUUUCCGGGAACCAUUUCAAGUCUGGCGAACAACAAGCUGGUCAUCCUGCUGUGCAACAAAGACAAGGAGGGGAGCGUGGUGCAGCUGUACGAGAUCGAUAUCUGCUUCGACUAUGAUUCUGCAAACAAGGACUAUGCGGAUUGUCCGAAACCAAGCUCCACCUUGAAGUCUCUGUGCCCCGAAAGCUUCAGGCUGACGAAGGCCGCCAGUAUUGCGGCUGCUAUUGAGUCUGCCGUUCCUCUGCUUUUGCCUAGCCAAGCUGAGUGACGUAAAGGUGCAGCUUGGAUAUAUGAUGCACCAUAGCAUAUCAGCAUAUGUACUGUAUGCGUGCAUGUAAAUCAAUAAGACUUCCUUUGCUAAUAAAAUUGCAGUUACCCCUUGUUUUGUUA
Messenger RNA from Malania oleifera, 1188 nucleotides. Its product is annotated as ribonuclease S-7-like. The transcript has a single exon. The record is from RefSeq and is a predicted model, not a curated record. Gene Ontology annotation, cellular component: extracellular region. Gene Ontology annotation, biological process: RNA catabolic process. Gene Ontology annotation, molecular function: RNA binding; ribonuclease T2 activity. NCBI's taxonomy places the organism in Eukaryota, Viridiplantae, Streptophyta, Magnoliopsida, Santalales, Ximeniaceae. Bases 341 to 1066 code for a protein of 241 amino acids.